This is a messenger RNA of Hypoxylon trugodes, 2431 nucleotides long. Its product is annotated as asparaginase-domain-containing protein. The transcript is spliced from 3 exons. Gene Ontology annotation, molecular function: protein binding; asparaginase activity. Lineage: Eukaryota; Fungi; Ascomycota; Sordariomycetes; Xylariales; Hypoxylaceae. The record is from RefSeq and is a predicted model, not a curated record. The coding region runs from base 620 to 2206 and encodes 528 amino acids.
GGGAGAUAAGCCGCGAGACGAGCAACAGAUAACAAGGUAAGCAACCAGGUAGAUGGGUUCUAUCUACCAAACUAUACGAGUAAGAUUCAAUUCGUAUUUUUUUUUUUAUCUUUUUAAGUGUAUACUAUUAAAAGGUAUAUAUACUUUCUUACUUUAGUUCAAGAUUCGUGUGGAGUCGGGUUCCUUGUUCUAGCGAACUUACCUACUAUCUUAGGCCUUGGGUACUUACAGACUUUUCUUCUCGGCUUUUCUUUGACGUAAAAACGGCCUGGCGGAUGCUGGGUUCGGGGUCCGAUUCUGGGGCUUUACGUUAUUGUCUGUUAUUAUUACGAUUUAUUUUGUUGUUUAGGUGAUUAGGGAGGGAAGUGACUUAUAAGUCUGUAUGUGAUUGUGGGAAAUAUCGUUUGAUUGAUAUUGUCCUGCUGUUACUGUGCGACUGAUAGUUUGGACGCCGUUUCGAUAUAAGCGGUUUAUUGAUGGCCUAAGGAACGCGAUUCAAACGCAUCCUCGGUCGCUUGCAUUUGCGGGUGUAUAAGUCCUAGUGUUUGUAGUUAAACCUGGGUGAUACAUCUACAGCAAGGAAUCAAGUGAGCUUCUAUUAAACUACAGGUUCUUCGCAAUGGGGGCCUUCACAGCUGUUGUGAACGGCAGUGCCGAAUCCACGUACCCCGAAUCAAGGGUACUUAUCAUCAUUACUGGAGGCACGAUCUGUAUGCAACCAUCGGCCAGUGGCCUUGUACCGGUUGAUGGAUUUUUGGAUAAUGCGAUGGCGCCGAGGCCGUCGUUCAAUGAUAUGUCUGAAAAAGUCCCGUUGAGUGUAGUUAAAGAUGGCGUUAAGGUCACUAUCGACAGUUUACGGACGCCACCCAGUUCAUAUUCGAGACAUAUUCGGUAUGGUGCUCUUGAGUUCUUACCGUUACUCGACUCUUCUAGUAUAAGCAGUUUCGGUUGGACUCAGAUCGCCACCACUAUCAAGGAGAAUUACCACCUAUUCGACGGCUUCGUUGUACUCCAUGGAACCGACUCCCUGUCUUACUCAGCUUCCGCCUUGUCUUUCAUGUUGGAAGACCUAGGCAAACCCGUCAUCUUAACAGGAUCCCAGGCGUCCAUAUUCGCACUUCAAUCAGAUGCAGUGGACAAUUUGCUCGGAUCUCUCAUAAUUGCAGGCACCUUCGUAAUCCCCGAAGUGUGUUUGUUCUUCCACCACACAUUGUUUCGCGGAAACCGAACUACUAAGGUAUCCGCUUCCUCCUUCGAAGCCUUUGCCAGCCCCAACCUGGCACCCCUCGCCAAAGUGACUAGUCUCGGCGUUGACGUCGCAUGGUCCCUCGUCCGCCGUCCUAAUCGAAUCGCCCGCUUCCGCGCCGUAUCGUAUCUCGAUACUGCGCACGUGGCUUGUGUCCGCAUCUUCCCCGGUAUCAAACCCGAAAUGGUCGACUCAGUACUCCGUGUGCCUCAUCUGCGCGGCCUCGUCCUUGAGACUUUCGGCAUGGGAAAUGCGCCCGAAGGUGUAGACGGCAGUCUGACCAAAGCUAUCGCUGAGGGCGUUCGUCGCGGUAUCAUCGUGGUCAACGUAAGCCAGUGCACCAGCGGCUCCGUAUCACCACUAUACGCCCCCGGAUUCGCGCUCGGCAAAGCGGGCGUCGUUUUCGGUCACGACCUCACUUCUGAAGCUGCUUUGACUAAGCUUUCGUACCUCCUCGCGCUGCCAGGAAUCGGCGAUAAUCCUGCGGAAAUCGCCGCACGUAUGGGCAAAUCCCUACGUGGAGAACUGACAGAACUAUCCACACCGUCAUUUUCGCACCCUCCGUCAAUAGCCGGCAAUUCCGACCAAGCAGGGACGGGUUAUGGGCGUCUUAACGCGGCGGAGGCGGCAUUUGCGGCGCUGGGAUACGCGAUAGCAGCUGGUGAUCUAAAGACGAUGAUAGAGAUUCUAGGAGAAGAGGAGUUAGGACACGAGGAGACGCCGCUCCUGCAACAAGCCGACUAUAUGGGUAACACAGCUACGCAUCUAGCCGCUGUCGGUCCAAAUUCGGAGGUAUUGAAAGAGCUGCUGGUGCGUGGGGCAAGCGUACAUGCACGGAACCGCGCGAAUAAUACGCCGUUGUUUCUCGCAGAACAGACGGGGAAUACGGAGUGUAUCAAUAUCUUGAAAGAGGCGGGGGCAUUACUUUGGGAAGAAGAGGGCGCGGGCAAAAAUGCCUGAUGCGGAUAGCAUCGACUUACUAUCUUGUCGCAUACAUAGAUGGGUAGACUGGAUCAGCGGCGUUUCACGAUACACAGAUGUUCUGGUUAGUUGUGGUAUGUAUAGGCGAAGAUUAUCCCAAGAAUAUAGACCGGCAUCAAAUGCCUCAAUGAAUGUUACGCUUACCGGACUUGUCAAUGUCUCAGCAUUCCUGAAACGUUAGAGAAUGAACUUAUUCAAAAUAGC